AUGGCGUAUUGGUUCGACAGGGCGGUGCACCAAAACGCCGAGCAUGUUGAGAGACUCGGCGUCCAGACGAUGGACGCCCGCAUGAAGACGGUUUACGUGCAGGGAGUAGCCACUGCUUCAGACUUCGUCAUUGUUUUGCCAGCAAAACAGGGCGUGUUUACGUGGCCACGCUUGGCACCAGGCCCCCUAUCACGAAGCAUGCUGUGCUCAACUUGCUGCAGCCGCCAUAACCAGGGUUUUGUAUCCCGCCCUUUUCUGAAGAUCCAGUCUGAUAAAGCGGCGACGGGUUUUGAGAGUGCGCUCAUAAGCCUAGCAGUCUCCCUUUGUUCCCUUGGGCCUGUUGUACACCAAAACUCUCGGCCCAGACAGCGUCGCCACCCGCUCACACCAAUCAACUUCCAUCGCCGCUUCAACUCAACAUCUCCCGCCACCAUGUCGGACUACCUCAACCCUUACCUGGACAACACGGUCAUGGCUGGCCUUGAGGCCAAUGAGGGGCUGUUCGACCUCAGCUUCUGGGAUGACCCUACCUUCAUUGGCCAGCCAUUCGACUUUAACGACUUGGGCUCCCCAGGGAUACCCUACAAUUCAUCUGAUCCGGAGGCUGCACCUUCAUUGGCCCCACGCCCGAGUGGCAAUUCCCAUUCUGCGCCGGCUUCGGUACCAGAGCAUGCAGCUGUCAUAACUGAAGCCGGCCAUGUGUGUAUCGAAUGUGGAUCAGUUGAGAAAACGAAGCACAAGCUUGAUUCGCAUGGGGCCAUAAAAGCACACAGUCCCUUUGCCUGCAUCUGUGGCCGCAGAUUUGCGAGGUCAGAUAUCCUUACUCGACACCUCAAGACAAAGAACAAUACCCAACCUCAGCAUCCUUGUCCCUAUUGCAAGAGGCACCGUGGCAAAUCUGCCUUCCAUCGACGAGACCAUCUCAAGCAGCACAUCGUGGAAUACCACAAGUUUGACAACGAAGAAACGAUCCCUUGCAUAAAAUCUUCAAAGAGUCAACGGUUUCCACCCAUUGGAGUUUGUCAUGAACCGACUUGUCCAGACUACCGGGACACCUCGUUCUACUUCUUGAGUCGGUUUGAACGAAACAAGAUGGCACCGUUUCUCAAGCUUUCCGAGUACAACAAACAUAUGAGAGACGCUCACAGCAUUACACCAUUUCCAUGCCCGGCAUCAGGCUGUGGCCGGGUCGGUGCUAAAGGCUACAUCCGAGAGAAGGAUCUUAUGAACCAUCACCGAUCGAUGCAUCCUGAUAGGCAACCGUAUCUCCCUACAGUCGCGCGAUAGAACCGAUUAUAGGCAAUGCCCAUACCCAGGUUGCGCUGAAGUAUUGUUUUUGUGGGAUUCGGAGGCACAUGCCAGGACUCAUCUCUUUGAAGAGUAGAAGGCGGGCCUUUGUGCUGCAAUUGUCAGGACCGGGUGAAAGGGAAAGUGCUUACAACAAGAACGAGCAACAUGUAGCGCAGAACUUACCCCAGGCGAAUGUCCUUUUCCUCGAUGGCCAUCAACUCAUUCGUCCGGGUUUUAAACUGAUGUUUGGAAGCCCUACAUUAGUCUUAACAGUGUACUAAACCUCUCCUGUCUCUCUUUUUAUGCACGAUUUUGUUUUGGAACGAUUUUUGUUCCUCAUGAUAAGGUUCUUUGUUAGAUACCUGCUUAGCAGUUCAAAUCCACCAUCUACUCUGAUGUAAGAAAAGUUCAUAACCUCUUAGUACUUGGUGUAGUUGGUAUAGUUGAGCAAUUGUGAUCGAAGGACAAGUUGAGAACUCCAUAAUUCAAU
Messenger RNA from Ilyonectria robusta, 1780 nucleotides. RefSeq lists its product as uncharacterized. Gene Ontology annotation, biological process: regulation of transcription by RNA polymerase II. The transcript is spliced from 3 exons. Gene Ontology annotation, cellular component: nucleus. Gene Ontology annotation, molecular function: RNA polymerase II transcription regulatory region sequence-specific DNA binding; DNA-binding transcription factor activity, RNA polymerase II-specific. Bases 1 to 1287 code for a protein of 428 amino acids. Lineage: Eukaryota; Fungi; Ascomycota; Sordariomycetes; Hypocreales; Nectriaceae. The record is from RefSeq and is a predicted model, not a curated record.